This is a messenger RNA of Zootoca vivipara (common lizard), 573 nucleotides long. It is a transcript of the gene NOP10, whose product is annotated as NOP10 ribonucleoprotein. Gene Ontology annotation, cellular component: box H/ACA snoRNP complex. Lineage: Eukaryota; Metazoa; Chordata; Lepidosauria; Squamata; Lacertidae. The record is from RefSeq and is a predicted model, not a curated record. Gene Ontology annotation, biological process: snRNA pseudouridine synthesis; rRNA pseudouridine synthesis; positive regulation of telomerase RNA localization to Cajal body. Gene Ontology annotation, molecular function: telomerase RNA binding; snoRNA binding.
CUAAUGCGCACGUGGGUUGUAUGGAAGCGCGUGUAUAUCGGUAGGAGGAAGCUCUUUUAAUCCGUCUGCAGGUACAUUGCUAACGCUUUCAUAACCCGCAGGAAUGUUUCUGCAGUACUACCUCGAUGAGGAAGGAAAUAGGGUCUACACCCUCAAGAAGGCGGAUCCCACCGGCCAGCCAACAUGUUCAGCCCAUCCUGCCCGCUUUUCUCCCGAUGACAAAUAUUCCCGACACAGGAUCACCAUCAAGAAACGCUUUGGAGUCUUGCUGACCCAGCAGCCUCUGCCUGUUGUGUAAACUGUUUGCCAGCCGUUCUGGUAGGAGCCUCUGCAGCCCAUGGAGAUUAGACAAGCUUCCAGCUCCAAAGCAGCCUUGAAGAUGUUGACACAGAAAACAAAAGCACCAGAUCUGCAUUUCUUCAUUCCACUUUAUCACUAGGACUUCUGGAGAGCCACUAAUGAUGUGCGAGGAAACUCCUGCAAUGAGCUUGAAUUCCUUCAGUUGCACCUGCUUGAGCCCUUGAUUCUGGAAAUAAAGCAAAUGAAAUAUUUCAUUUUAUUCCUUUAACAUAA